Messenger RNA from Sebastes umbrosus (honeycomb rockfish), 2116 nucleotides. Its product is annotated as glutamine-rich protein 2. NCBI's taxonomy places the organism in Eukaryota, Metazoa, Chordata, Actinopteri, Perciformes, Sebastidae. The record is from RefSeq and is a predicted model, not a curated record. Bases 6 to 2054 code for a protein of 682 amino acids. The transcript has 15 exons.
CCUCAAUGCUGUCAGGGCCAACAGGGGUUCCCUCACCCUCAGUGCUGUCAGGGCCAACAGGGGCUCCCUCACCCUCAGUGCUGUCAGGGCCAACAGGGGCUCCCUCACCCUCAGUGCUGUCAGGGCCAACAGGGGCUCCCUCACCCUCAGUGCUGUCAGGGCCAACAGGGGCUCCCUCAGUGCUGUCUGGGCCAACAGGACAGACUAACACACGCCUGACGGCUGCCGGCAGGCCCCUGACUCACAAGGCCAGAAGCACAGAGAUCUACUCGGAGACGGUGGAGGCCCUGAAAGACAUUGGCAAACUGAAGGAGAGGUUCAGCAAGCUGGAAGCUUGUGUUGAGGCGGUGGAGGAAGGAAAGGUGGACAAGUCACAACUGAAACAGCUCAUCACUAACAAGGAUUCAUUUGAUGAGUCGAAUAACCUGACGGAUCAACUGAACCAGCUGAAAGCUUUAGUUGACAACCUGAUGAGUGACCGGGAAAAGGACAAAUUUAUGAACCUAACGAGCCCAGACAGGAAAGACACCUCAGAGGCAGCUUCAGGAAGCAAGGAGCUCAGACAGCCAAAUUCCGACCUCAGGAUUACCAUGCAGAAGCUGGAGGAGGACGUGACUCAGCUGAAGGAUAAACAGGCUUUAACUGUGGGGAGAGCAACAGAACGAGACCUACAAGAUCAGCUGGACAACCUGCGAGGCAUGUUGGAUGACGUGAUGCAGUCCUUGACCUCUCAACUGACUCUCAACCUCUCCGAGGCUGGGCAGGAUGAGAGCGAUGAUAUCCAGGGCCUCUAUCAGAGGAAAGAGAGGUCAGCUUCCAGACACAGCAUAGUGGACACUGGCAGGCGGAUCAGCGUUCUGUACCAGCACUAUGAGGAGCUGCAGGAUUCAGUGAACAGCCUUCUCCAGCAGCAGACUGGAGCCACAACAGGGCCACUGAAGGACAGAGAGGUGUUUGUGUCUCGGAAUGUGGAGCUGGGGAGCGAUGUGAAGGAGGAGAUCCUGCAGCUUCAAGUCGACUGUGUAAAGCUGCAUGAAACCACCAGAUGUCUGCAAGACGACAACAGACAGAAACAGAGCCACAUAGAGGAGCUCUACAAGACGACGGAAGAGCUGCAAGAAAACUUACUGUGGAUAGAACAAGAAAGAGUCAGACAGAAGAAUGCAGAUAAAAGUGAUAAAGUGACCUGUAUGCAGUUUGACUCUGCGAUAGAGCAGCUCUAUGCCAUGUUCCACGAGGUGCUGAACAAGGUGACCGAACAGGAGCAGGACUGGCACAAAGUCAUUGACAGAAUCUCCACAGAGAUGGAGAAUAAGUUGAACAGGAUUGAGUUGGAAUCUGUGAAGAAGCAGCUGGAGGGUCGCUGGAAGAGCAUCCAACAGAAACUGAGGGCUCAGGAAGCUCCACAGCACGAGGGCGCUGCUGGUAUCAGAAAACAACUCGUGGACGGAUUUCACUGCAUCUCCUGUGACCGACCUGUUAUCAUGCACACCUUCGGACAGCGUCUGGUGAAACAACCGAUUUCUGGAUUUCCCUCACGCCAGUCCAUCAAGCCCAAGCAGAUCUAUAAGCUGUCGGACUACACUCACCUGCCUGCGUCGCGGAACAGCGGGGGGAGUCACACGGUCACCUCGUCCAGCCAGCGACGCAGCGGCCUGUACAUGAAUCCCCACACCCAGACUGACAUGCCCGGAGUCAUUCAGUCGGAGGUUGAUGUCCUCGGACAGGAUGGGAAUAUUUACAAAGGUCGCCUGUACUCACCUGCCAUCAGAAAUAUAGAAACUAAACUACCUACAAUCACUACCAAAGACGGCAUGUGCAAAACUAAAGACAUGGUCAAGCGCUCCCUGUCCCACAAACCUACUGUUUCUCUAGGGGUUCAUCAACCCCACAGUGCCAAGAGUUCCCAGAGCAGCCGCUCAGCUUCCAUCUCCUCCGGGCGGGACUGGCUCGCGUCGGCUCUCAGCUGCACGUCUCGGAGCUCCAUCAUUCCAACUUCACCUGCGGCAGAGAGCAACACAGAGUCUCAUGCUGACGAGUCGCUCAACCUGUAGGGGGUGACACUCAGCCCUGUACUGUUUUUCAUAUGUCAAUAAAUCCUGCAGAGAGAAGGUAA